Molecule: messenger RNA, 2247 nt
Organism: Colias croceus (clouded yellow)
Lineage: Eukaryota; Metazoa; Arthropoda; Insecta; Lepidoptera; Pieridae
Product: facilitated trehalose transporter Tret1-like
Exons: 8
Coding region: 25-1482 (485 amino acids)
Biological process (GO): transmembrane transport
Cellular component (GO): membrane
Molecular function (GO): transmembrane transporter activity
Source: RefSeq, a predicted model, not a curated record
GAGUGCGGUGGAUUGUGUGUGAAAAUGGGUGAAAAAGUGAAAACUUCUGCGAUGUUAGUGCAGAUUCUGGCGACUAUGAGCAUUGCUUACCUUACCGGGUUAACAGGCUUCGUCUACGCCUGGCCAUCAUACACAUUCGAAACGUUUACCACUAAUAAAACAGUUCUAUCUGAACCAAUGACAUCCACACAGAUAUCUUUGUUGGGAAGUUUGACGAAUAUCGGUGGGCUGAUGGGAACGCCUCUGUGUGCGUUGGUCGUUGACAGGAUUGGCAGGAGGUAUUCGGCUAUGCUGUUCGGAUUGCCUUUUGUUAUCGCAUGGUCAAUAAUAACACUAACGAAGUCGAUAAACGUAGUCCUCUUCGCUAUUUGGUUCGCUGGUUUUGGCGCGGGUGGGCAAGCAGUAUCGUCAAUAUAUAUUUCGGAAAUAUCCCAAGAUUCAAUACGAGGCGCACUUACAUCAUCGACUGUGUCUAGUUUCUUUAUCGGAUUACUGCUGUCCUAUUUCUUGGGAGGACAAUUGACGUAUUACCAAGUGGUUUAUGUACAUUUGGGACUGUCGAUUCUUUAUAUUAUGUUAUUGACGUUGUUGAAGGAAUCACCUGUGUAUUUAGUGCAGCAUGGGAAGGAAGAGGAAGCAGCAAAAUCGAUUGCAUUUUAUCGUCGAGUGGAUGCAAAGUCUAAGGAAGUUGAAAUUGAAAUAAGAAAGAUUAAAAUGCAACUAGAUCCACGAAUUAAUCAAAUAUUGCAAGGAGAUGAAGAUCCAUCUGCAGCUCUAGAUUUAAUAGAAAAGCCAGCGGUAACAAAUGAAAAGAAUCAAUCACCUUGGAAAUUUUUAGUGAGGUCUGAAUCAUCAAAACGGGCGCUAUUCUCAGUUCUCUUCAUUAUGGGCAUUACGAUUCUCAUGGGGCCAAUCGUGUUACAAGUAUAUGCUGAGCCCUUGUUCAAAGAGGCUGUGCCAACCAUGCACCCGAAUUUAUGUUCUAUUCUGUUGGCCAUAGACUACCUUAUUGCAGCGCUGGUUUGCGCAUCCGUGAUUGACAGAUUUGGGAGGAAGUCGCUGAUGACAGUUACAUCUAUAGCGUCAGCCAUCUUUAAUAUUCUUCUUGGAAGUCAGCUACACUUACACUGGGCCCCACACUGGUUCACAGCCUUUAUCAUCUAUGCGUACAGCUUUGUGUUCAACCUUGGAGCUGCUGUAGUACCUUUUGUACUCACUGCUGAGGUGUUUCUUCCUGAGGUUCGAGGCAUCGGAAACAGCCUAUCCAUGGUUUGCAUGUGGGUCAUGAACUUCGUGACUCUCAUGAUAUUCAAUCCCCUAGUGGACAAAGUUGGUCUAGGACCUACCUUCUAUUUCUUCUCCAUAGUGUGUUUGAUUGGAGCCAUGUACAGUCAGUUCUGUCUACCAGAAACUAAGGGACUUUCUGCUGACGCUAUACAAGUAUUGUUUUUGAAGAAACGACCAUCUUCUGUAAAGGCUUAGGCUUAGAUUUUUAUAAGCGUGAAUUUUGAUCGUGUAAGCUUUUUAACAGACUUUUAUUAGCAUCACCUGUGUGUGGUGUAAUCAACUCUCAUUUUUACUUUGAACGGACAUAUUUAAUUGUACACUUGUCAAGGGUCAUUUAUAAUAUUAUAAUAGUUUCUUAAGAUUAAAUAAAUUUAUAAAUCAAUUAAAAAUUAUUAUACUUUAUAAGUAGAUCAUAAAAUUAUCUUUUAAUUGAAGUUGUGUGAUACUAACCUUUAUUUUAAAUAUAGGCUUAAUAUUUACUUCUUUCAAAACUAUUUCGAUUUAAAAGAAUAGAGUAAGGCGACUAUUUUGGUAUCUUUGAAUCUUGCAAACGAAGUUUCACUUCUGACACGUGUGCUCGGCACAAACGCUCUGUUUUAUAGAUGGAGUAGUUCUUGAGUAAUGUUUUAGUAUAUUAUCAUUUGUAUUUUAAAUAAGUAUUGCAUUAUGUAUUUGUUUAGUAAGUAUAUAGGUAAAUAUGUUUUCUACAACACGGGCCAAGCCAAAGCCAAAUGCCAAUAAAAAAUAAUGUUUUCUUAGCUCAUUGAGAACUUGUUUUAAAUUCUAUACGAAAAUGUGAAUUUUUAUAUUAUUAUUAGAUAGAGGUGUCAGUCGAUUGAAUAAUUGGGCCUGUAUCAGUACUGGUUUUUGUUAAAUAUACAACGUGCUUUGUGACUGUGCAAAUACCUAUGUAAAAAUAUAAAAAAAAAUACAAAAAUUAUAUUUAUGAAUUAUAUACUU